UGCCCAUCCACUCGCCAAAUUGAUAGGUUUCAGAUGCUCGAUUGGCCAUCCUUUCGUCUCAGCUCACUCGACUGGACGGAGUGUUUUCUCACUGAUCCAUAUGGUACCACAAAUACUACUAGCACCACAACUAUCGGGAUCACGACCCCCGGAAAGGACACAAACUCGACUUGGUACUUGCAUUCAUUUUCAGCACGCCGACCACUGCCUCAAAUGUCUUGCUGGUGUCGAGAAUGCCCAGAUUGUGAGGAUGGCACACUGAAGCGCUUCCAAGUUGCCAAUUGCACAGAAGAGCCUCAUUGGUCACCCUGGUCGGGCUGGUCUCAAUGUAGCCGAACUUGUGGCGUUGGGGCACAAAUUCGCCGGCGUGUCUGCAAUUCUUCACCCUCCUUAUCUACUCCUCGAAUAUUAUCUACCUUCUCAGCACCUUUGCAUAGUCACAUAGAUAAUCACCUUUUGAUCCCGAUGCCUACUCAAGAAAACAGCCACAUUCCUUCGGCACAGCGUGGACAAGUAGAUCCAAGCAGCCCACAACCGACCUCUGAUUGGCAUGAGCCCAAAAAGUCUCGAUGUCGGAACCUACAACACGAUUCUGAAGAUAACUUACAACUAGGUGUCUCCCUAGAGCAAGAAACUGUAGCGGAUGGGCUGAGCAGAGAAAGCGGAACUGAUUGGAAAGAGGCAAGGCUGGUAUCGGAUGAAGUUCAAUUGGAGACGAGGCAGUGCAUGCUGAGAAGCAGUUGUGAUUUCGGUAGGCGUUCUAAGUAUUUGUUUGGAAGCCGCUUUAGUCUGCAAAGGAUAACCUAUUGGCCUUAA
Messenger RNA from Protopolystoma xenopodis, 816 nucleotides. Lineage: Eukaryota; Metazoa; Platyhelminthes; Monogenea; Polystomatidea; Polystomatidae. The record is from the annotation of a GenBank genome assembly.